AAGGGUAGCUCAGAGGUGGGGGGGGUUUCUGUCCCCUGGAUGUGCUAAAAAUAAAAUUCAUGAUUAAUUAUAUGAUUAGAUAGUACAGUAACACGCUUUGUCACCUAUAACACAAAGCUUACAUGGGUUAUAAUACAGCAUAGUGACUCACAUUUAAUUGUAGAAAAUGUGUCACAUUUUCUGUAUGUUCAUAUUUUUAGGUUGUAUUUGAAAAUGUGAAACACCUGCGAUUGAUUAGCAGUUUUGAUGUUUCAUUUGAAAAAAAAAAAAACACACUUUAAAAACAGUCUAGCUGUUUUCUGUUUUGCAUUUUGUUGGCCAUGAAUGCUUUCAACUGUCCUGAUGGCGCAUCCCGAGCCUGGAAGUGCAUUUGUUACACAUUUGGCUGCAUUUGCAUUUGUGGUUUUCAAUGAAUGCAAAUCAUCUUAAUACAAACUAUGUGAGAAACAAAGUGAGGAAAGUCUGUGAGCCUCUUGAAUUACAUAAUGUACUGUAAUGUCACCGUAAGCCAUCAAUUGUCGCCAAUCCGUGUGAGUAGUGGCCUCAUGUGGUUGAAUCUGGUUAUUGCACCAUUGAGACGCACAAAUUGUUAUUUUCAUAACGUUUACUCUCAGUUAACUCAUAUCUAAGCCACACUGGGACGCGAAUAUACGCGAAAGCGCCGUUUUACAAUACAGAAAACAUACAAAGACCAAACAUAAAAUACAGAAACGGUUGUCGGAAGAGAGGCCAUUUGCCUUUCCAAAUAAAGCAUCUAAACGGAAGUAGAAAAGGAGGGUAAUUGUUGGCCUGUGUAACUUUCCGUAUCCGAAUGUGAAAAACAUUUGUUUUUGGUCUGUUUUUUUCUUCUUUUGUUCACUUGUGAUUUUAUUUUUUGAUACAUUAAAUAUUGAACCGUUUAUUUCGAUGUAGUUAUUGUUACACUAACGAUUUUGAAAACUUAACCGGAAGUGCCGUCAUUCGACAGUAACCCAAGCUAGCAAGAGUUGCCCUGUACGGCGCUAGCUUGGGACAAAAUAAUGUGUUUUAAUCGUCAGGUGGGUGAUAUUUGAGGGGAUUUAUUGUCAAGAUGAUUCCAACAGAGGACGCGUCUUCCCGGAAGAGGGAAAUUGAGGAUAAACUGAAGCAGGAACAAGAGACGCUGUCAUUCAUCCGUGAGAAUCUGGAGAAGAGUGAUCAGCUGACCAAUGGCAUGGUGUCCAUUCUGUCGUCGUUCGAGAGCCGCCUCAUGCAACUGGAGAACUCCAUCAUCCCAGUUCACAAACAGACGGAGAACCUGCAGCGUCUGCAGGAGAACGUGGACAAGACGCUGUCGUGCAUGGACCACGUCAUCAGCUACUAUCACGUGGCCAAAGACACAGACCGGAUCAUCAGGGAGGGGCCGACUGGCCGACUGGAUGAAUACCUGGCUUGCAUUGCCAAGAUCCAGAGAGCUGUGGAAUACUUCCAGGACAACAAUCCCGACAGCCCCGAACUCAACACAGUGAAAGCCCGCUUUGAGAAGGGCAAGGAGUUGUUGGAGGCGGAGUUCCGCAGCCUCCUGACACGAUACAGCAAGCCGGUUCCGCCUAUCCUCAUCCUGGACGCCAUCAGUGUGGACGAGGAGCUGGAGGUUCAGGAGGACGUGGUCUUGGAACACUUACCCGAAGCCGUGCUCCAAGACAUCAUCUGCAUAGCUGGCUGGCUGGUGGAAUACGGACGGAACCAAGAUUUCAUGACCGUCUACUUCCAGAUCAGGUCCAGCCAGCUGGAUCGCUCCAUCAAGGGCCUGAAGGAGCACUUUCGUAAGAACAGCGCCUCCUCCGGGGUCCUGUACUCGCCGGCGGUCCAAGCCAAGCGCAAAGACACGCCCACCAAGAAGGUUCCCAAGAGGCCAGCUCUGCUUUCUCUACUUCCUCUUCUUCCUCCUGGCUGUCGGGACCUUGCCGCUCCUCCCUCUCCUCGGGUCCCAGGGACCAUUCGCAAGGCUCAGAACCUUCUGAAACAGUACUCACAGCAUGGGCUGGAUGGGAAAAAGGGGGGUUGUAACCUCACACCUUUGGAAGGUUACGAUCACGACCUGCGGGUCAGACACAUCACUGACGCUCUGGCCGACAAGCACGGGGGCUCGGCAGGUAAAGACGACGUGCUGGACAUCGAGAUCGACUCCUACAUCCACUGCAUCAGCGCCUUCAUCAAGCUGGCGCAGAGCGAGUACGCCCUCCUGACGGAGGUCAUCCCCGAGCACCACCAGAAGAAGACCUUUGACUCCCUCAUUCAGGAGGCGCUGGACAACCUGAUGCUGGAGGGAGACAACAUUGUGUCUGCGGCUCGCCGGGCCAUCAUGCGACACGACUACUCUGCUGUCCUCACCAUCUUCCCCAUCCUCCGACACCUGAAGAUGAACAAGUCCGACUUUGACGCCACGCUGCAGGGCACGGCGGCGAGCACCAAGAAUAAACUUCCUACGCUCAUCACAUCCAUGGAGACCAUCGGAGCCAAAGCUCUGGAGGAGUUUGCAGACAGCAUCAAGAACGAUCCCGACAAGGAAUACAACAUGCCGAAGGACGGAACCGUGCACGAGCUGACCAGCAACGCCAUCCUCUUCUUGCAGCAGCUGCUCGACUUCCACGAGACCGCCGGGGCCAUGUUGGCCUCACAAGUACUGGGGGACACUUACAAUAUCCCUUUAGACCCCCGAGAGUCCAGUUCGUCAGCCAGCAGCUACACGUCCGAGUUCAACAAGCGGCUCCUCAGCACGUAUAUAUGUAAAGUUCUGGGGAACCUUCAGCUGAACCUACUGAGCAAGUCCAAAGUGUACGAGGACUCGGCUCUGAGCGCCAUCUUCCUCCACAACAACUACAACUACAUCCUCAAGUCUCUGGAGAAGUCGGAGCUGAUCCAGCUGGUGACGGUGACCCAGAAGCGUGCCGAAAGUUCCUACCGGGAACUGAUCGAGCAACAGAUCCAGAUGUAUCAGCGCAGCUGGCUCAAAGUCACCGAACACCUGGCGGACCGCAACAUGCCCGUCUUCCAGCCAGGCGCCAAGCUCCGGGACAAAGAGCGCCAGGUCAUCAAGGACAAGUUCAAGGGUUUUAACGACGGCCUGGAGGAGCUGUGCAAGAUCCAGAAGGGUUGGGCCAUCCCGGAUAAGGAGCAAAGAGACUUCAUCCGGCAGGCCCAGAGGAGGGUGGUGUCGGACGCCUACAGAAGCUUCCUGCACAGGUGUGCCAACAUCUCGUUCACCAAGAACCCAGAGAAGUAUCACAAGUACCGUCCAGAGGAGGUGGAGGACAUGAUCGAGAAGCUAUUUGACACCUCUGCUUGAGCCCCGCCCCCCCUCCCGUCGUCACCUGUGUUGUGUACGUGAUGUAAUCAUGGAAAUAUUAAAGGCAAGUGUUUGGAUGCUAAUUUGCAUAGA
Molecule: messenger RNA, 3400 nt
Organism: Doryrhamphus excisus (bluestripe pipefish)
Lineage: Eukaryota; Metazoa; Chordata; Actinopteri; Syngnathiformes; Syngnathidae
Gene: exoc7
Product: exocyst complex component 7
Biological process (GO): exocytosis
Cellular component (GO): exocyst
Molecular function (GO): phosphatidylinositol-4,5-bisphosphate binding
Source: RefSeq, a predicted model, not a curated record